AUGCAUCGUCGCGGGGGGAAAAGAAUUCGCAUGAAUGAGCCUCCUCCGUUUGAAGAGCCGGAGCAAUUGUAUCAGAGUGAACCACACAAUGAAAGUUGGUCUUCUGGAGGCCAUGAUGAUGCCGCACCGCCAGAAGAAACGGGAGAACCUUCCCGUGGCCGAAUGACCCGUUUGCGGGCCCGUGGCGGAGUCCCACUGAAGGCGCCGAUCAUCGAGGAUGACGACGAUGAUUUCUUUUUCGAAAAGGAACACCAGAAAAAACGCAAAGCCCCCGGACGAAAGCCGAAGGAGGUGGUGCCGAAAGAGCCGAGUGAGAAACCGGUGCGUGUUUACCAGGAGCGAGAGGAGCGUGUAGUUGUGACCGAUCGAGAAAGUACCACCGACGAAUCAAGCCUUUACUACAUCCUGCGCCACUCGAAGCAAUCAAUCGCGACCAUCGUGGACGAUUGGAUCGAGCGCUACAAGGCGGACAAGGACUCGGCACUGAUUGCACUGAUGAACUUUUUCGUGCACGCGAGCGGCUGCAAGGGCAAGAUCACGCCCGAUAUGCAGCAGAACAUGGAGCACACGGCCAUUAUCCGCAAGAUGACCGAAGAGUUCGACGAGGACAGCCACGAAUAUCCCCUGAUGAUGUCCGGCCAGCAGUGGAAAAAGUUCAAGAUGAACUUUUGUGACUUUGUACAAACGCUCGUGAAACAGUGCCAGUACUCGAUCAUCUACGAUCAGUUUCUGAUGGAUAAUGUAAUUUCACUACUGACCGGGCUGUCGGAUUCGCAGGUGCGAGCUUUUCGGCACACGGCUACACUGGCGGCCAUGAAGCUGAUGACGGCCCUUGUCGAUGUAGCGCUUCUCGUGUCGAUUCAUUUCGACAACGCCGCUCGGCAGUACGACGUAGAGAGGACAAAGUCCCGCGAAAAGCGAGCCCCUGACCGUGUGGAAACACUGAUGGCCCGACGAACGGAACUGGAGGAAAACAUGGACGAAAUAAAGAACAUGUUAACGUACAUGUUCAAGUCGGUGUUUGUGCACCGUUACCGCGACACACUGCCGGACAUUCGGGCCAUCUGCAUGUCCGAGAUCGGCAUUUGGAUGAUGAAGUUUUCGUCCAACUUUCUGGACGAUUCGUACCUCAAGUACAUCGGCUGGACGCUUCACGACAAGGUGGGGGACGUGCGCCUAAAGUGUCUGCAGGCCCUUCUACCACUGUACGAGAAUGAGGAACUCAAGGGAAAGCUGGAGCUGUUUACGUCGAAAUUCAAGGAUCGUAUCGUAGCGAUGACGCUCGACAAGGAGUACGAAGCGGCUGUACAUGCGGUCAAACUAGUUAUCAACAUCCUCAAAAGCCACCAGGACAUUCUAACGGAUAAGGAUUGUGAAAUCGUGUACGAGUUGGUGUACUCUUCCCACCGCGGAGUAGCACAGGCGGCAGCCGAAUUUUUGAACGUUCGUCUAUUCUGCUUAGAUGUGAACGCCCCAGUCACGUACACUCGGAGCGGAAAGAAGCGACUCCCGAACACGCCCCUUCUGCGCGAUUUGGUGCAGUUCUUUAUCGAAUCCGAGUUACACGAGCACGGCGCUUACCUCGUUGAUUCUUUCAUCGACAGUAAUCCAAUGUUAAAAGAUUGGGAGUGCUACACGGAUCUGUUGCUCGAAGAGGCAGGCCCAAUGGAGGAAACUCUUGACAACAAGCAAGAGUCCACGCUGAUCGAGAUUAUGGUGAGUGCGGUGCGCCAAUCGGCUACCGGGGAGCCACCAGUGGGACGCGGCAGUAGCCGCAAAAUGACACUGAGCGCCAAGGAGAUCAAACAGGUGCAGGAUGAUAAGCAGCGGUUGACGGAGCAUUUCAUUCAGAAGCUACCGCUACUUCUCCAUCGCUACAGUGCGGACGGGGAGAAGUUGACCAACCUGCUGGCCAUCCCGCAACACUUUGAUAUCGAGCUAUUUACAACAUCGCGACAGGAAGCGAACCUACAGGCACUGCUGGACAAAAUGACGCACGUUAUGUCAACGCACGUCGACCGUGAGGUGUUGGAAACGUGCGCCAAAACCCUCGAAUUCCUGUGCACCGAGGGCAGUGCGAUUUAUGCGCGCUGUGAUUUGGCACGAUCGAAUGUCAUUGAUGAGUGCGUUACGCGUUACAAGGAAGCGAUUGAUGAUUACAGGACGCUGAUUGCUGGCGAUGAGAUACCGAAUGAGGAUGAGAUCUACAAUGUUAACAUUUCACUGAAGAAGGUGUCUAUUUUGUAUUCGUGUCACAAUCUCAACACUUGGAAUCUGUUCGCUUCGCUGUAUCAGGACAUCGAGGAACGGAUUGCGCUAGCUAAUGCCGAAGAUGGCAGCCAGCAGGAUGGUAUACCGAAAGAGGCACUUGUGUACUGCAUCGAAGCAUGCUUCUUCUCGAUCAACUGGGGUUUGUUUCAUCUCGAAACGACCAUGGACCGGUCGCAGGCCGCACAGGAAGCACACGAACUGAAUCGCGACUUACACAAGUACCUAGCGGCCUGCAGCCAUCUGGUGCGCUUCGACCGCGAGUCCUCCGUUCGUGAAGCGGCCUACUCGUCGAUCUGUGAUCUUCUGGUGGUAUUUUCCGAUCAGCUUCGUAGUCAUGCCGACGAGAACGUACAAACUUUGGUCUGUGCACCUACCGAAGAACAACACGCGCUGCUGAACGAGUUUGUUCAGGCGACGGUUUUUUCUACCGAGCAGGAAGAAGGCCACGACGAGACCCGCAUCGAGGAGCUUCACAAGCGCCGCAGUUUUCUGGCCGCUUACUGUAAGCUGAUCGUUUACAACAUUCUACCGAUCAAAGCAGCAGCGGACAUUUUCAAACACUAUCUGCGUCAUUACGACGAGUACGGGGAUAUCAUCAAAACGACGCUGGGCAAAACGCGUGAAAUCAACAAAGUAAACUGUUCGAUGACGAUGUGUUGGAGUUUGAUUAAACUGUUCCAAGAGCUGCAGGAAACGAUCGGAGAUGGCCAGCGCGUGUUGCGCAACUCGCAAGAGUUCCUGGACCUGAAGGAACUUGCCAAGCGUUUUGCGCUCUCGUUUGGAUUGGAUGCCGUGAAAAAUCGGGAAGCCAUCACCGUGUUCCAUCGUGCUGGAAUCUACUUUGCCGUGACAACACCGAACGAAGCCCACGAAGAUCCAUCGGCGGCUCCCCCGUGCAUCGCCUUUCUGGAGGUGUUGGCCGAGCUGACGAACAAGCUCAUAAAGCAGGACAAAAAGUUAAUUUUAACCUUCCUGGAACGUCGACUAAAAGCGGGCAUUCCAUCGAGUCGCUCGGAAGAUUGGCAGCCUCUGGUCACCUAUCGCGUUUCACUGUUGCACGGCGAAACCGAUCAGAUACCAGUUCCCUCGAAGCGAGCUUAUACGCGCAGAAAGAAGGACGCCGAUCAGGAAGACGAAUCUGAAUCUUCCUCAGACUAGGAUCCAUCUUAAUCCAUGGUCCAUGGAGUGUCAAAAAUAUCGGGCAAUAUGUAGAAGUACAGAUUCAAAUGCUGCAAGCCUUGUGCUGCGUUAAUUCACACAUUAAAGCUAUUUCGCUUCACAUCACUUCGCCGGCGAAAUGGCAAUUAUCCAUAUACCAAUAAUCUAUUCGUGUAGCAUAAGGAUACGCCGA
This is a messenger RNA of Anopheles cruzii, 3622 nucleotides long. RefSeq names its product cohesin subunit SA-1 (gene SA1). The transcript is spliced from 5 exons. NCBI's taxonomy places the organism in Eukaryota, Metazoa, Arthropoda, Insecta, Diptera, Culicidae. Gene Ontology annotation, molecular function: chromatin binding. Bases 1 to 3429 code for a protein of 1142 amino acids. The record is from RefSeq and is a predicted model, not a curated record. Gene Ontology annotation, cellular component: nucleus; chromatin; cohesin complex. Gene Ontology annotation, biological process: sister chromatid cohesion.